Molecule: messenger RNA, 1143 nt
Organism: Carassius carassius (crucian carp)
Lineage: Eukaryota; Metazoa; Chordata; Actinopteri; Cypriniformes; Cyprinidae
Product: zona pellucida sperm-binding protein 3-like
Exons: 10
Coding region: 84-1073 (329 amino acids)
Biological process (GO): positive regulation of acrosome reaction; egg coat formation; binding of sperm to zona pellucida
Cellular component (GO): extracellular matrix
Molecular function (GO): acrosin binding
Source: RefSeq, a predicted model, not a curated record
UUACUAAUUAGACCUAGUAGCGGAAUUCAGCCGCUUACAUAAAGUAUUUGGUUUGCGUCUCACUGGGUUAGGACAAGCUGAUCAUGAAUUACUUAUGGCUAAGCUGUUUGGUUUUUGCAGUUGCCACACCAUUUGUAAUGCCUGAAGAUAGUCAGAAUGAUGUCCAAAUUACAUGUGGGGAGCGUUCCGUUCAUGUUCAGUGGAAAGUGGACAAAUCGAUGACUGGAAAUCCUGCUCGUCUUUUCCUGGGUAACUGCUUUGCUUCAUACUUCUCAAAUCUGUCAAAUGAAGGAGGAGUUGCAGACUUCUACUAUGGACUUAAUGAUUGUGGCUUCAGACGAAUGGCAACAUUGAAAUACUUGGUGUAUGAGAACAAGGUAAACUACAGGCCACUGCCUAAGCCCAACCCUCCUUCUUUCAGCUAUCCAGUUAGAUGUGUGUAUGACAGGCCGAAGGGUUGGACUCCUGCUUUCCAGAGUUCUUCUGCUGGUUUUAUUCAGGGUCAUGGAGAACUGGCCUUUCACAUGGCAAUUCUCAAUUAUAAUUUAAGUGGCCCUGCAGAAUCCAAUGUCUUUCCACUGGGAUCUUUUGUUCCUAUUUGGGCUAGUGUUGACCAGCAAGCCCAUCAGCCUCUGCUGCUGCUUCUGGAGGAAUGUGUAGCCUCCACAACAUUCGAAAUCUACCCAGAUAGUCUUACAUACCCACUCAUCACCAACAAAGGCUGUCUCGUGGAUGGUAAGAAGAGCUUUUCAAAGUUUUUGCCAAGGCAACACUCUUCCUCGAUUAUUCUUAACCUCCAAGCUUUCAGCUUUGCUUUGGGAGAAGAGGUCUACAUCCAUUGCAAAUUAAUUGCAUGGGACCCUGACAACGUCAGCAACGCAAAGAAGGCCUGCAAUUAUAAUAAAGCCACAGGAGAGUGGGAGCUUUUAGAUGACCCAUUACGGAGUUCUGUUUGUCAGUGCUGUGAUACAACAUGUCAAGGCCGUGGAAAGAGGGACGCAGAAUCUGCACCUCAGGGACUGGUACUAAAGUCAGUGUUGGGACCUUUGACAUUUACAGAAGUUUCACCAUGAUGUUGCUCCGUGCCAUCCUUCCUCUUUUGCUGAGUGUCGGUCUAGUGAUGCAGUGGAUGACCAACAGGUC